CGUGUCUGUAUUUGAGCACAGCAUCUGUGAAACUGAAAAGUUUAUUUUUAUUGCAACUGAACUAUAUUUAUACAUUUAUACGAUUGAUGUACACCUCCCUCAAUCUUCAUGCGGUUGCUGCAGUAUCAAGAAGGCGAUCUAGAGACAGGCGUGUUGGUCAACAUUUUAGGAUAUAGGUUCUGGGAAACAGACCGGUACGAGGGACCGAGAGCGUGACGCAUUCAGAACGCGUGUGAGAUUCAAAGAUAGAGAGGAAGCAUUGAACCCGUUUGUCUGGAGCCCCGAUCGGAGUUCACCCCGCACUGAAGCAGACUCAGGACAGAGGUAGGACCGGCCAUCAUGUUUGGACAAAGUAGGAAAAAUAGGUGGCCAAACUUCGACGACCGUCAGAGCGACGGAGAUAGAGACUUCCAGGAUUAUACCAUAUACCCUGAUACAAGGAACACGGAACCAUUCUCCGACCAUCUCGCCAAGAUGAGCCUACCAGGUCAGAGGUACGCGUACCAGCCCUACAGUCAACCAUUCUCCCAAUCCUUCCCCGAGGAACGCGCUGUGGUCUCACAACAAGGCUUCGGCAACAUGGAGAUUCCCGCGUAUAGCCGCAACGUCAGGAGCUACACUCUGCCCCACCGGAGGGGAACGCGUGAACAGAAACCGAUCAUGAUCAUUCCUCCAAAGAAGGAACCCAAACUGAUAACGAUGGAGGUGAAUCAGGAGCCAGAACCAAUUUUCAUAAUGCCCCCACCUCCCCCGAAACAAAAGGUCAUCGAGUACGAGGUUCCUGUGAGGCCUAAGACCCCGGAGCCUGUCCUGGUGCCCGUGAUGCCACCUCCCAAGGAGCCCGAGUAUGUGACGGUGAGGCAUGUGGUAGAGGAACAACCCGACGGUACCAACUGGAUGGUGCGACAACCCGAGUACAACAACAAGCUUCCUCCACCAGUCGUUUCCAGGUUGCCGGAUGAUUAUGAAAGAAGGUCCAAAUACAGCGACACUCUUCUCGGCGUUCGACGCACCAUCCUGUGGGAUUUCGUCAUCGCCAGCUUUGUCCUCUUCGUGAUCAUGCUCCUCAUCGCCAUCUUUGUUGCUGGCUUCCUCUCCUAGACGACGUCAAGAACCAGUUCUAGACGUCUCAAGUCUACUUCUGUAACAAAGGGCUGGAAAUACUUUCCUAUCUGAAUUCUGACCAACCACCUCGUACUCAUCAUAUUCCACAGCAGGGCGUGUCUUCGGAAUACGUCACAUACAUUUAUAUUACCCAGGAGGUGGAACAGCCCAGUGGAUAAAGCGAUUAAUUGUCUGAGUUCGAUUCUCCACACGUGUACAACAUACUUUAUGUCCCCGCCUCCACAUCGCUGCAGUUUUG
Messenger RNA from Haliotis rubra (blacklip abalone), 1363 nucleotides. RefSeq lists its product as uncharacterized. The transcript has 4 exons. The record is from RefSeq and is a predicted model, not a curated record. NCBI's taxonomy places the organism in Eukaryota, Metazoa, Mollusca, Gastropoda, Lepetellida, Haliotidae. The coding region runs from base 340 to 1101 and encodes 253 amino acids.